GGCGGCCGUGUCCGUUAGGAGUGGAGGCGGAGCGGCUGCGGGGAGCCGGGGAAGGAUGUCCGCGGAGGGUAAUGAGGCAGGCGAGCAAGUAACCCGCCUAGACCCGAAGGAGAUUAGGAGCCGGGUGGAGAGGAUGAAACGGGAGGUGAAAAACCGGAGGAAAGUGCUGAUAAAGGGCCUUCCAACCGACAUCAGCAACCAGGAAGUCCACGAUCUGUUGCGGGAAUAUGAGCUGAAAUACUGUUUUGUGGAUAAAUACAAAGGAACUGCCUUUGUAACGCUGCUGAAUGGGGAGCAGGCAGAGUCCGCCAUCCGCCGCUUCCACCAGACGCGACUCCGCGACCGAGAGAUCUCCGUGCAGCUGCAGCCCACCGAUGCCCUCCUCUGCAUCGCCAACCUGCCCCACGGCUACACCCAGCAGCAGUUCGAGGAUCUAGUCCGCCCCUUCGGGAACCUGGAGCGCUGUUUCCUGGUAUACAACGGGGCCACUGGCCACCCCAAGGGCUACGGCUUCGUGGAGUACAUGAAGAAGGACUCUGCCUCCCGUGCCAAAUCUGACCUUCUAGGGCGCCAGCUGGGCGCGCGCACCCUGUAUGUCCAUUGGUCGGAUGUCAGUCAGCUGACGUACGAGCUGCUGCACUCCCGCUGCCUGUGCGUGGAGCAGUUACAGGAGUGCGAUGCUGGCGAGCUCAGGGAGGCUUUCUCAAAGACAUGCUCUCCCGUCUUCUGCCAGCUGGCUUACGGUCAGGACGGGCAGUUUAAAGGCUUUGCCGUCGUGGAGUACGAGUCGGACGUUGUGACCGAAGUCGUCCAGCAGCAGAUGGAUGGAUCCGUGGUGGCUGGAAGUAAAGUCCGGGUUUCAUUUUGUGCCCCCGGCCCGCCUGGCAGGAGUAUGCUGGCGGCUCUCAUAGCCGCGCAAGCAACGGCGUUGAAUCGCGGUAAUGGACUUCUCCCAGAGCCCAACUUCCUCCAGAUCCUAAACAGCCUGGGCUCUCCUGCCACACUGCAGCUGCUGCUAAACCCUCUGCUACACGGCGUGGCCGGGAAUAAGCAAGGGAUCCUUGGCGCACCCCCUACCAUGCCGCUUCUCUCCAGCCCUGCGCUCUCUACUGCUCUGCUGCAGCUGGUACUGCAGGCCCAGACAACACAGAAACCUGGUAUUCUGGGAGACUCUCCACUCUCUGCAUUGUAUGGAUCGGUGGGCUUAUCACCCCAGCUUACCCCCACAACUACAAAACCACCCAUGUCUGAUUUAGGACUUGGUAAUCCAGUUGGCCCACCUUCCGAGCUAGGAACGCCACCUCUACCCCAGUUUGUGGGACCGAUGGCAUCUGAGUGGGAGAGUCCUCCUCCCACUCCUGCAAUGGGCUCCUUGGUUGGACUUCAAAAGCCAGGAGAGCCUAUGGCUUCCCUUUUGGGGGAUCCACCAAGAGAUCUGCACUCUUCUCAGUUCAUGAAUUUCCAUGGCAGGAACAGCAGCACAGGAUCUCUAGGUGCAUCUAGUAAACCACCUUUAUAUAAGAUGAAACCUCAUGGAAGAACCCCUCUGGCUUCCAUAUCGGACUCGAUCCUGACUCCCCCGGAAGGCUAUCCAUACGAAUAUCCAGGGGAGCUGACACCUCACAUGUUCUCUCAAAACAGAGACCGCACUGUCCCAAACACGGGAGGCUAUGAGCCAAGGCUAAAGACACCCCCACCUUCCAGGUUUCGGAAUCGCAGUAAUAGUACCCCUGCCCCCCUGCCCCCGUUUAGCGCUGGGUCUCCAUCCUCUUACUUCACGAGUGGCUUGCAGGCUGGGCGCCAGCAAACUCACCUGAAUAAGGCAGUUGGUGCGCUUCCAAGUAGCCCUGGAGGAGUAGCGAUGGGCUUCGAGGACCAGAAUGCUCCACCUACGAAUGGACUCAAGACCCCUAUCGGAGCUCAGAAACGAGGCUUUUCGCACUUAAUCCCCUCUCCGGAGCCCAGCCCGGAAGGGGGCUAUGUUGGCCAGCACUCACAAGGCCUGGGAGGCCACUACGCGGACUCUUACCUCAAGCGCAAGAGAAUAUUCUAGCGUGAGCCGGGAACGCGGUCAUCAAG
Spea bombifrons (plains spadefoot toad) is the source of this 2079-nucleotide messenger RNA. It is a transcript of the gene RAVER1, whose product is annotated as ribonucleoprotein, PTB binding 1. The transcript is spliced from 14 exons. Lineage: Eukaryota; Metazoa; Chordata; Amphibia; Anura; Pelobatidae. Gene Ontology annotation, cellular component: cytosol. The record is from RefSeq and is a predicted model, not a curated record. Bases 56 to 2053 code for a protein of 665 amino acids. Gene Ontology annotation, molecular function: mRNA binding.